Corylus avellana is the source of this 1088-nucleotide messenger RNA. RefSeq lists its product as uncharacterized. The record is from RefSeq and is a predicted model, not a curated record. Lineage: Eukaryota; Viridiplantae; Streptophyta; Magnoliopsida; Fagales; Betulaceae.
GCAAUUUCUCGUGAAGAAGAAGCGCCAGGAGCGUUGCUGCUGUGACCACUGACCCUCAGAAUUCACAUUCAACACCAUCCCAUCCUCUCUCUCUCUCUCUCUCUCUCUCUCUCUCUCUCUGUGUCACACACACACACACACAAAAAGUCACAGACCUACGACUUCUUUCUUUAUAAAAAAUCACACACCAACCUCAUAAAGUGACCAAAAAAUCAACUGGGUAUGCAUGUUUUUCCACACAGAGAAAUGGGUCUCUGAGUUUUUAGAGAAAUAUUAUUGAGCCCUUAGAGACAAGAGAGAGAGAGGAAUGGGGUCUGAGCCAGAGAACGAACCAAGUUCCACACCGACACUGUCUUUGUUCUCACUUCCAAGCAAGCCACACGAAGCGUCUCCUGGAAUACUCGAAACACCUCCGUGCAGAACCACAGCUUCGGUUCCAUUCCAGUGGGAGGAAGCACCAGGCAAGCCCAGGCCAUGCACCACCACCACCACCACCACCGAAUCGAAGCCCAGGAGUUCAAGACCGUUGGAACUGCCUCCGAGGUUGUUACGUGAGACAAAAAAUACCGACAUGCCCUCCCCAACCACCGUCUUGGACGGGCCUUACGUGGGCCGGUCUCUCUCUCACAGGUUUUCCUUCACAAGCUCAGAGGGUGGAGGUCUGGGGAAGCGAGUGGCUAGGGAGAAAGGGUUAGAGUUUGUGUCCAUGAGGUGGGGGAGUUUCAGGAAGAGUACUAAGGAUGUUCUUGUGGGUGCUUUCGACUUUUCAUCUAGGGUGGUUGAUGAUGGUGGCGGCGGUGGAAACACGGCGGUGAAGAUCACAAGGGUCAAGAGGAAAGGGAGCCUUUUGAGCCUCUCUCACAAAAGGUCACAUUUUUUGGCAAGCGUUUAUGAAACCUUUAAGCAAGCGGUCCCAUGGAGACGUAGGCAAGAAAGACUGGGAAAAAUGGCAUCGUGAUUUAUUGCCACGCUCCCAUCUCCCCCCAAUAUAUCAUGCUGCCAUUGCCAUAUGGUGCUCUAAUUUCUAUUUCAAAAUCUUGUAUAGUUCUAAAAUAAUUCAAUAAUAUGUCUACUUUAUCUGUAUAUUC